AUUCUACGACUAAAAACAGAGAGGUACAAAGAAAUCUGCAUCUUCUUAACCAAUUUUAUCAACUGUGAGUGACUAACAGAGUAUUUUGUCUAGGGUGAGAAAGGAAAAGGAAAAAUUGAGAUACCAGAAAAAGAAAAGCAUUUCUUAUUCAUUUUAUAAACUCUUAUAUUCCUAUGGCAGCGAAACAAUCUCUAUCCAUAUGCUGAACUUCAACUCAACCAUAAAUACCUCACAAAUCCCUGAAUCAGAACCAACACAACCAAAACAGAGCAAUGAAGACGCUAAUUCUGAACUCCGUGCAAACCAUUCUUCUUCUUCUGCUGCUGCUCAGCACCAACACCAAAGCAGAAGAAAACCAAACACCAAGCCAUGCCAAAAUGACCUACAUAAUCCACAUGGACAAGUCCACCAUGCCCUCAACUUUCUCCGACCACCUCAACUGGUUCGACUCCUCCCUCAAAUCAGCAUCAGCCACCGCAGAGAUUUUCUACACCUACAAACACGUAGUUCACGGCUUCUCCACCAGGCUCACACCCCAAGAAGCACAAACACUCGCCAACCAACCAGGAAUCCUCUCGGUCACUCCAGAACUUCGAUACAAACUCCACACCACAAGAACACCGCAGUUCCUCGGACUCGACAAAAGCACCACGCUCUUACCCGCGUCCCAGCAACAGAGCCAGGUCAUCAUCGGAGUCCUCGACACCGGCGUCUGGCCCGAGCUGAAGAGCCUCGACGACACGGGCCUGGGCCCGGUACCCGCCACGUGGAAAGGCGAGUGCGAAGUUGGCAGCAACAUGAACUCCUCACACUGCAACAGAAAACUCGUGGGUGCCAGGUUUUUCUCCAAAGGCUACGAAGCCGCUCUUGGACCUGUUGACUUAAGUACAGAGUCAAAGUCAGCGAGAGACGACGAGGGGCAUGGGAGUCACACGCUCACCACGGCGGCAGGCUCUGUGGUUCCCGAAGCUAGCUUCUUCGGUCUGGCGUCGGGCACGGCGCGUGGAAUGGCGCCGCAAGCGCGCGUGGCGGUUUACAAAGUGUGCUGGCUCGGUGGGUGUUUUUCUUCCGACAUAGCCGCGGGGAUCGACAAGGCCAUUGAAGACGGCGUGAAUGUUUUAUCCAUGUCGAUUGGGGGAAGCUUGAUGGAGUAUUACAGAGACAUUAUCGCGAUUGGAACCUUCACUGCCACGUCACACGGAAUUUUAGUUUCCAUGUCAGCGGGGAACGGCGGGCCCAGUUCGUCAACGCUAGCCAACGUGGCGCCGUGGAUAACCACGGUGGGAGCGGGAACUUUAGACCGCGAUUUCCCUGCUUACAUAACGCUCGGAAACGGAAAAACAUACGCCGGAGCGUCGCUUUAUAGCGGUAAACCCUUGCCGGAUUCUCCGCUUCCUCUCGUUUACGCCGGCAACGCGAGUAACUCUUCUGUUGGGUAUCUUUGCUUGCAAGAUUCUCUGAAUCCUGAGAAGGUUUCAGGGAAGAUUGUGAUAUGCGAGAGAGGGGGAAAUCCCAGAGUGGAAAAGGGUUUGGUGGUGAAGCUCGCGGGAGGUGCUGGAAUGAUUUUGGCCAACAAUGAAGCUUACGGGGAAGAGUUAGUUGCUGACCCUCAUCUUCUUCCUGCUGCAUCGCUGGGCCAAAAAUCGAGUCAGAUUCUUAAGAGUUACGUCUCUUCUUCUGCAAAUCCCACCGCCAAGAUUGCUUUCGUAGGAACCCAUUUGGAGGUUCAACCUUCUCCCGUUGUGGCGGCUUUCAGCUCCAGAGGACCCAACGCUCUCACGCCCAAGAUUCUCAAACCGGAUUUAAUAGCUCCAGGGGUCAACAUUUUAGCCGGUUGGACCGGCGCGGUUGGACCGACCGGGUUGACCGCUGACGACCGCCAUGUCAGCUUCAACAUAAUUUCCGGAACCUCCAUGUCUUGCCCUCACGUCAGUGGCUUGGCCGCGAUUGUCAAAGGCGCGCACCCUCAAUGGAGCCCUGCGGCUAUUAGAUCCGCACUCAUGACCACAGCGUACACGAGUUACAAAAACGGCGCCGCAAUUGAAGAUGUUGCGACUGGACAACCUGCGACACCGUUUGAUUAUGGCGCGGGACACGUGAAUCCCGUGGCGGCCCUUGAUCCUGGUCUGGUGUAUGAUGCCAACGUGGAAGACUACUUGGGAUUCUUCUGCGCGCUAAACUACACGUCGUUUCAAAUCAAACUUGCUGCGAGGAGGGACUUUACGUGUGACCCGAAGAGGGAGUACAGAGUGGAGGAUUUCAACUACCCCUCCUUUGCGGUUGCUUUGGAGACAGCUUCGGGUAUUGGGGGUGGUUCGGAUGCUCCUAAUACUGUGAAGUACUCUAGGGUUUUGACUAACGUCGGAGCUCCGGGAACGUAUAAAGCUUCGGUGGUGCCGUUGGGGGAUUCCAAUGUGAAGAUUGUGGUGGAACCGGAGACGCUGAGUUUCUCGCAGGAGUACGAGAAGAAGAGCUAUACGGUGUCGUUUACAUACAAGUCCAUGCCCUCCGGAACCAGUAGCUUUGCGCGUUUGGAAUGGACCGAUGGAAAGCAUAGGGUUGCUAGCCCAAUUGCGUUCAGCUGGACAUGAUUUCAUAUGGGCCUGCCAAAAAUGUGUGGCCCAAGAAAAAUGCCUCGUUUAAUAUAUUUAACUCAUGGAAUAAUAAUAAUUGUAACGACAAUAAUUGUACAUAAAAAAGUAUCGCACAUCUGCAUGUAUCAUUAUGGAUUACUGGCUGUAUCAAUUAUUCCUAUCUUAUCUUCCCAA
Molecule: messenger RNA, 2768 nt
Organism: Vigna unguiculata (cowpea)
Lineage: Eukaryota; Viridiplantae; Streptophyta; Magnoliopsida; Fabales; Fabaceae
Product: subtilisin-like protease SBT1.7 pseudogene
Source: RefSeq, a predicted model, not a curated record